Messenger RNA from Acanthosepion pharaonis, 462 nucleotides. NCBI's taxonomy places the organism in Eukaryota, Metazoa, Mollusca, Cephalopoda, Sepiida, Sepiidae. The record is from the annotation of a GenBank genome assembly.
AUGAGGGAACUAGUCUCUCUCUCUCUCUCUCUCUCUCUUAGUGAUGAGAGCAUUUCGAGUAACAAGCGUGUUCAAAUCUAUCUAUCUAUCUAUCUAUCUAUCUAUCUAUCUAUCUAUCUAUCACACCACAUGACGAAUCUUUGUUGGUACAAAUCUCUCUCUCUCUCUCUCUCUCUCUAUCUAUCUAUCUAUCUAUCUAUCUCAGUAUGUCCAUUAUCUCUCUUUCUCUCUAUCUAUGUCAUUCAGUAUGUUAUCUGUCUAUAUCAGCCAUCUAUCUAUCUAUCUAUCUAUCUAUCUAUCUAUCUAUCUAUAAUCUGCCCUGUACAUAUCUAUAUAUCUAUUUCAAUCUGUUCUUUAUCUAUCUAUCUAUCUAUCUAUCUAUCUAUCUAUCUAUCUAUCUAUCUAUCUAUCUAUCUAUCUAUCUGUCAACCCAGUCUGUUUCUACCAAUCAUAAGACGCUGA